AUGCAAUCAUAUCUUAUUAGUAGAGAUAGUUUUCUUGUUUAUGAUCUUAAAAGGCUUGAAAAUUUUACAGACGAACAAAUUCAAGAAUUCCGACAAGCUUUUCUUCUUUACGAUAAAGAUUCAGACGGUGCUAUUAGUCCUAAAGUACUCGGUAAUGUAAUGAGAACACUCGGACAAAAUCCUACUGAAGAUGAACUUAAAGGAUUAAUUAAUGAAUUUGAUUGUGAAGGCAAAGGAUUAAUCGAUUUUGAUGAAUUUCUCCAAAUGAUGGCUAAACGAGCUAAUGAAUAUAGUGAAGAAGAUGAAUUAAGAGAAGCUUUUCGUGUAUUUGAUAAAAAUGGACAUGGCUUUAUUAAAGUAGCUGAAUUAAGACAUAUAAUGACCAAUUUAGGUGAACAGUUUUCCGAUAAUGAAGUCGAUGAAAUUUUGCGUGAAAUCGACACAAGUGGUAAUGGAAUUAUUCGAUAUGAUGGUGAUAUAUUCAAUUAA
Molecule: messenger RNA, 489 nt
Organism: Rotaria sp. Silwood1
Lineage: Eukaryota; Metazoa; Rotifera; Eurotatoria; Philodinida; Philodinidae
Source: the annotation of a GenBank genome assembly